UUAGCGUUUAAGGCCAUGAAAAUAUAAUAAACGAUUAUAUGACAAAAUAUAUGAUUCUUCUGAACUUUCACAAACGAUUGGAAUAUUAUUACUAGUCAUUCAAUCUCCGAUGUUGACCUUGCCAACGGCUUCAAGGUUGUGAAAGACCAUGAAACUUUACGAACAUUUGAUUUUGAUACAAAAAGAUGAAAAAGGCAUGGCAUAGUGAUAUAUGUCCUCAAAAACACUACAAUGACUAAUACGAAAUUGCAAGACAAUGGAAAAUUGAAUUCAUAACUAACAACGGUAUGCCAAUUUGGAUUUUUAGUGAUCGAUUGCAGAAUAUUAUUAUUGAGUUUGAUACAUCUGACCAUCAAAAUGAAUGACGGCCGAAUGUUACAUGUGAACAAUUUCUCCAAGAAAUUUCGUAAGAAAACUUCAAUGGAGAACAACGUUCUAUCCAAGAAACUAAAUGUCUACACGAGCUCAAUGAACAGACACAAAACGAUCGAAAAACACAAGCGCCAUAUGGAGACCAUCCCCAUGUUGAAAACAUACAUGGAUAUCAAGUGUGUACAAAAAAUUAUGACCAUGCGCAAAGUUAAAGAUGAUAAUAAUGAAGAAAUUACGAAGCCUAUUAAACGAACUGAUCCUUUCGAUAUGAACGGAUUAUUCAGAAAGAGUAAAACUAUUUUUGGAGAAUAUGGCGGGACUACUACCGUUUCGAUUAAACCAGAUAUAGAAAAACUUAUCUCGCACAAUCAUCCAAAAAAUAGAAAACAUCGCAAAGUUAUGAGACACUUGGAAACGGGGGAAGAUACCGGAAAUUUGUUGGCUUUGGACAGAGCGAGAACAAUAAUGGACGAACUCAUGGAACGUCCUUUCCACCCAUCGAGGUUUAAUACCCCCAAACGAGUGCGUGAUUGUAAACUUCCACAACUGGUCCAGAGCCCCCGUCACACGAUGCAUUCAAGUGAAGAGACGACUCAACCAUCCGCGAGGACUCUAAGGCUACCACCUGUAGAAGUCAGAAAAACAUUUAAAAAUAUUAAGAAAGCGAUCGAGAGAAGAACAAAUCCAACGCAUAAAAUAAUACUCAAUCCAGAUAAUAAUCGUUCCGAUGAGACAGCAAUCAACAAUGUCAACGAGACAUCAAUACAAUCCGAUAGAGCGGUUAAAACACAAUAUAUAAAUAUAAUUCUAAAUGGAUCCGUUCCUAAUAAGAAACAUCUUAUAGAUAACAAAGUAUCUAACAAUGAGAAUGCAAUAUCAGAUCCAUCAAAAAAUAGUGUCCAAAAUGACGAACAUAUGACUGCGAAAUAUAUAGAAGGAGAACGUAGUCCGCAAUCUGGGAAUGAGUUUUCGAAAAAUGGAGAACGCACGCCGAUACUUCAUUCGACUUCACCACGGAAAUCACAAUACUCGAACCAUUUAUCCCCAACACGUCGUACAAGUGACUCAUCGCACCCCCGAAUAGGACCUAGGUCACAAACAAAUUUAAUUUUGAAGUCACACAGUCCAACGAUCCAUGAACUUGAUGAUGAUGAACAAUUAUAACAUCUCGAAAUCUUCACUGGGGAGUAUCGUGAUGCAACAACACCGUGUUGUUGCAUCAAGAUGGCCAGACUUCCGGUGAUAGAUUUUCGUACGAUAUUUUGUUUCCCCAAUUAAACCCAUUUCUAGGACGAGUUGCUCAAUAACCAUACACGUGCAGUUAGCGAACGAUCUAUAUUUAAAGAAACUGUCAUUAGUAUACAUGUACCAUCACCAAGAAGCAAUAAGUUCACGGUUUUAGUUCCUCACUAUUGAUGCAACAACACCAAACCGAAGAUGCAACAACACUCCUCUAGAUUUGAGCAAUGAUGCAGCAACACCAAUUAAUAGUAUAAUUUCAGAAGACCAUAAAUCUCGAGAGGAACAGAUUUUUAAAUGCUACUAUUGCAAUACCGUUACCAAUUAGCCUACCCAUAUUUGCGUUCUUCUCAAGGCAUUCAAAAUACACGUCCUGUGGGCGAAGAUCCUUUAUAUGUAUUUUCAAAAAUUUAUACUUUUACAUAUUAUAAUGUACUGGACGUUAUUCUAUAACAUAGUUCAAUCGCCUUUAACAUGGCAAGCUUUAGUAACCCAAUCUAUUUUCAUAAACCACUGUUCCAUAGCUUGAUGGCCCUGACUCCAGUUAGUAUCAUUCAAAAUGGUGGACAAACAUCUUUCGUUCUCGGUAAACAUGAUGAGCUAUUGGAUAUUAUCAUGAUAUUAUCUGUCAUCCAUCUGUGGAACAGUGAUAAACUAGUAGAUGUACAGGGGCGGAUCUGGGAACCAACAAG
Owenia fusiformis is the source of this 2303-nucleotide messenger RNA. The record is from the annotation of a GenBank genome assembly. NCBI's taxonomy places the organism in Eukaryota, Metazoa, Annelida, Polychaeta, Sabellida, Oweniidae.